Messenger RNA from Drosophila ananassae, 3416 nucleotides. RefSeq lists its product as uncharacterized. The record is from RefSeq and is a predicted model, not a curated record. The coding region runs from base 693 to 2570 and encodes 625 amino acids. NCBI's taxonomy places the organism in Eukaryota, Metazoa, Arthropoda, Insecta, Diptera, Drosophilidae. Gene Ontology annotation, cellular component: SCF ubiquitin ligase complex. Gene Ontology annotation, biological process: SCF-dependent proteasomal ubiquitin-dependent protein catabolic process. The transcript is spliced from 3 exons. Gene Ontology annotation, molecular function: protein binding.
AGAGCAUGCGUGUUAGAAGAAUUUAUCUACCCAUGAAAAGUAUCUGAGCAAUUUUCGGCAUUGAAGAUACAGCUGUGCUCGGUGCGAGUGGUUUGUUUUUCUUUGUCGCUGGAAUUCACAUUUGAAUUUUCAGAAGAAAAAACCAGCGGCAGCAGGUUGCAGUCAAAUUGGAAAGAAAAUCAUCCAAAAGUGCAUAAAAAUAGUUUUCAAAUUUAAAAUCGAGAAAAUUCAGCGUUUUAAGCGCUAAAAGCGCUAAAAGUAUCAUAGUCGUGAAAGAACGCAGUGACGCAGUUUUGUAUCUUUUACAAAUACUUCGUCUACAUUAUAAUUCAUAAUGAUUAAAUAAACAUUUCGAAAAGCAACAGAAUUGUGCCAAUAUUCAUAUUAAUAAAACAAUCUAUUAAUUAAUACUCUCAUAUAAAUAACCGUGCCAAUAAACUUCAAAUAAUUGCGGCUAAAUGAUGCCGAAAAUAUAUGCAAAGUAAUAAAUUUAUAAAAUAAUCAACGGUAUUUUCGUCUGCAUUAAAUGUCAAACUGUAAGGUAUAAAAAUAGCCAACAUUUUGACACCCAGCCACAAAAUGUUGUAAAUUAUCGCGUCUGGAAGAAGUAGACGCCCAACUUAAUAAAAAAAGGCAAAUCAAAAACCAAUAGAAAAUCUCUAUACUUCGAACAAAUUAAGUUGCUUUCCUGCAUGGGGAACAAUCUGAUAACGAGUGGAAAACCGAGUCAGCACCGGGAGAAGAAAUUAUUGGAGAGGCUGAGCUCCUGCAACGCAGAGACCCCCGGGAAAAUGGAGUUUAAAAUGAAUCGUCUCAUGGCUCUGGCCCGCUCUAUUAAAACAUCGCCCACCCCACCGGCUACGCCCGAUGACCUGGAAACCCCUGACCCAACUCCCAUUGACAUCCUGCCGAACGAGAUGUGGCUGGAAAUCAUGACCUAUUUGUCGUACAACGAUCUGCAGCAGCUGCGUAUGGUGUCCACCCAGUGCAGGGAUCUGGUCAGCAGACGUCACUUUAUGGAAAAGGGAAAGGUGAUUGUCACCCAGAACAACCUGGAUGCACUUUACAAGCACGUCCAGCGGGGAAACUCCAAUCUGGGCUUUGAGAGAAUCGAGUUAAGGAAUCUGCGUCAAAGCCGCCAGCUGGAAAACUUCAUGCGUUUGGUUGGCAAGGAGGUGAAGCAUCUCCUGUUGCGCCACUCGCCGGUCUUCAAGAAUGUGGAUGGCAGGAUGCCCAAUUUAAAGAAGUUAACCAUCGCCACCACCAGUUCGAUGGACAAUCACCAAAAUAAAGCCAUGGAUAGGUUGAAUUUGAAGCAGUUUUCUCAGCUUGUGGCCCUCGAGUGCGAUGGCGUUAGUCUGGAUCCCUCCAUGAAGCUUUCGAUGCUCAAGCAACUGCAAAGGUCGGAGAGUAAGGUGCACCUGCGGAAACUGCAGUUCGAGUACAAGCGGAACAAUGAGGAGGUUCUGCUCGAUGUCCUCCGAGAUCAUGCGGACUCUUUGGUGUCUGUGGACAUCUUCUUUAGCUGCUCCCCUGGAUUGGACACCCAGUCCUGGUGCGAUACCUUCGAGCUCAUGGAGAGCAUGAAGACCCUGAAGCUAUCUGGAAACUGUCACCUGGCUCUUCUAGAAGCCAUCAUUAAAGCCGUCCCCCAAGAAGCUCCUCUCGAGCAAUUAGAUCUCACUGGAAUGCUGACUCUGACAAACGAGUUGCUUCUAUAUCUGGCCGGAAAGUGGGACAAGUCGUUGAAGAUCCUCGAUCUCAUGUUUUGCGUCCAAUUGAAUUCCUCGUGCAUUGAAGCAUUGCGCAAGUUGAACGGCCAAUUGAAGACAUUGACCAUGGCCUAUUGCCGUGAGUUGACUGGUGUGGGACUUCUUCAAGGACUAGCCUCAGAGACGAACUAUGCUCUGCAGGACCUUCACUUGGAGGAGGUAUGCUUCAUCGAUGAGAAUUCCAUGUGCGAGAUGCUGGAGCGUCUGCCCAACCUGAGGCGUCUCAGCUUGGACAACUGUCGCCAGGCGGUGACCGAUCGAACCAUGGCCACUAUUUGCAAGCAUCAGACUAGUUUAAGGAACCUGAACAUCGAUUACUGUGUGAAAAUCACUGAUCAGGGCCUGAUGGGAUUCGGGGAGGAUCCUUAUCCGAUUAGUCGCCUCAAGGGACUCAAAGAGCUGAAUCUUCGGGGCUGCCGUAAUCUCACCGAUCGGGUACUCAAGUAUGCCCUGAAGCUACCGGAGCUGCGAGCUUUGUCGCUGGGCUAUUGCACUCGAUUCCAGCCGGAAGGGUUCGAGGCUCUGACAAAUAACUGUCCCACUUUGGAGUCUUUGUGUACGUCCAGUUGCAUGGCGGUGGAUGACGAUACGGUGCGCCUGUUCGUUAGGAAUUUGAAACGGCUGCGCGUUCUCAACUUGAGCAACUGUAGCAAGUUGACUAUUCAGUCCAUCUACCACAUUCUGCGGUAUGGGCACAACCUUGUGGAGCUGAUUGCUUGCUCCAUUGAUUUGGAUCAUGAACAGGCCCAGCGGAUCCUUGAGCGGCAGCGGCCACAAAUGAAGCAGGUGCUCCUAUAGCAGGAGAGGUAUAUUCACUGACAAAACGAGUCGCCUCCGCCCCAUAACAACUGGGUUCGGAGGGAGGAAACUUUUGACGACGACACCGACACGGAAAUUAUCGAGAUUGUGGUUUAAAAUGCAAAUCAAUGAAGAUGAAACAUGAUGAAGCUUAGCGUCCAUCAUUAAUUUACUCAAUGAACCCUAAUAAAACUUUUGAGGUGAAAAAUUAGAUAUAAUUUUACUCAUUCAGACAAAACACAAGCCAAAUAUCAAAGUACAAUUUCACAACCCACCCAAAAUCGUCUAAACAUUUCCAUGUUUUAUUAUUUAGCACAAACGAGGCUAUUUACAAUCGAUUGAUAAAGAUCUCUGAUUUUUACCAUUUUCGGAUCGAGCAAUACUAACCAGCUAAGGCAUAAGCUAUACUAAUUUUAGACAUAACGAGUCCAGACUAUAAUCCUACAGCCCAAAGAGCUUAAAUUUUUGAUUGUCUAUAAGGUCAACGAACUGCUAAGAAAACUAUAUACUAUAUACUUUUGCCAACUACAUAAAUAAUUAAUCAAUGUGUAUCUGUGUGAAGUAAAAGUAUUUCAAUAUAUUAUAUUAACCAACAAUAACUAAUCAUAUAUGGCUACUGAAAAAAAAAAAAAUUUAGAAGUGGAAGAAGGUUUCGUGCUUGAAGAAAAGAAAAGAGGCUGGUAGUUUAAGUUGAUGUUAGAAGAACCAUACCCUUAAUCACAUAUAAUAAUCAUUUUUGAGAAAAGUUUUUAAGAAAUCGUACGAUUUAGGUGCAAAGAAAGUUAACUUUCUGAUCGGGAAAUUAUGCAACUUUUGGAAUAUAUUCUUUUGAAGAAAUGUACUUUA